CCUUCCGGUUCCGGUUACUGAUCAGGACUCGGCCUCGGCGUCUGCUUCUGCUUUCGAACAGGAGGAGGACAUGGCUCUGUUCGAGCAGAUGCGUGCCAAUGUGGGCAAGCUGCUCAAGGGAAUCGACAGGUACAAUCCUGAGAACCUGGCCACCCUGGAACGCUACGUGGAGACUCAGGCCAAGGAGAACGCCUAUGAUCUGGAAGCCAACUUGGCUGUGCUCAAGCUAUAUCAAUUCAACCCGGCCUUCUUUCAGACCACAGUGACAGCCCAGAUUCUACUGAAGGCCCUCACCAAUCUCCCCCACACGGACUUCACCCUGUGCAAGUGCAUGAUUGACCAGGCUCACCAAGAAGAGCAGCCCAUCAGGCAGAUCCUGUAUUUGGGGGACUUACUAGAGACCUGUCAUUUCCAAGCAUUCUGGCAUGCCCUGGAUGAGAAUAUGGAUCUCCUUCUCCUUAAUGGCAUCACAGGCUUUGAAGACUCAGUCCGAAAAUUUAUCUGCCAUGUGGUGGGCAUCACGUAUCAGCAUAUUGACCGCUGGCUGCUUGCUGAGAUGCUGGGAGAUCUGUCAGACAACCAGCUGAAAGUGUGGAUGAGCAAAUAUGGCUGGAGCUCCAAUGAAGCAGGACAGGUUUUCAUUUGUAGUCAAGAGGAGAGCAUCAAGCCCAAGAACAUUGUGGAAAAGAUCGACUUUGAGAGUGUUUCCAGCAUCAUGGCCUCUUCCCAGUAGCUCCUUGUGCCUAUUGUCCCCUUUUUCCUGCCUUUUGUUUCCCCUCACAGCCAACUUGUUAAAUAAAAGCCCUUUACUUCCUG
This is a messenger RNA of Antechinus flavipes (yellow-footed antechinus), 816 nucleotides long. RefSeq names its product eukaryotic translation initiation factor 3 subunit K (gene EIF3K). Lineage: Eukaryota; Metazoa; Chordata; Mammalia; Dasyuromorphia; Dasyuridae. The transcript is spliced from 8 exons. Gene Ontology annotation, molecular function: ribosome binding; translation initiation factor activity. Gene Ontology annotation, biological process: regulation of translational initiation. The coding region runs from base 71 to 733 and encodes 220 amino acids. Gene Ontology annotation, cellular component: eukaryotic translation initiation factor 3 complex; cytoplasm. The record is from RefSeq and is a predicted model, not a curated record.